This is a messenger RNA of Physella acuta, 1696 nucleotides long. RefSeq lists its product as uncharacterized. Gene Ontology annotation, molecular function: protein binding. Gene Ontology annotation, biological process: positive regulation of protein ubiquitination. NCBI's taxonomy places the organism in Eukaryota, Metazoa, Mollusca, Gastropoda, Physidae. The record is from RefSeq and is a predicted model, not a curated record.
AAUCAAACAGUGAGGGGAUUCUUAUCUUAAAAGUUUUGCUUCUAUCGCCUUUCUUACUGUCAAGUCCCACCUCUGUUAUGGAUCAAAGCAGCGUGAAAAGAUUUAGAAAGACCGUCAUCACUAGUGCUACAACCAUGCCGGAGUUCGGGCAGACCAAAGAGAGGUACGAUCUAAAAUUAAAUACUCCUUCAAAGGUCGCGUAUCUGCCGGACCGGGUGCCUCAAGACAUCUUGAUAAAUAUUUUCAGCCUUCUCGACAGCUACGAUCUGUUAAGAGCAGCAGCUGUGUGUAAGUCUUGGCGGGAUUUGAUCCACGGUACGCCGCGGUUGUGGAAGAACAUGCUCUUAAAGCUGUCUUGCAUGCGACAGUCUGGGAUUAGGAAAAACGCUUACUCGUACGCUAAGAUAUACGGAAAACGUUUCCGGAAGUUGGUGAUCAGCUGCCAGAACCGUAGAAACCAGAUCAACUGCAUGGAUGUGGUCGUCUGCUUCAAGAAAAUUUUGCCUCUCUUACAUCCAACACAUCUGACGUCGUUAAAAAUAACCGACCUGCGGCUACGUCACGCGAGAGCGAACACUGUUUCCAGUAUCGUUCGCAUUCUGACUCGCCAGCUGUCCAAAUUUGACCACCUAGAAUAUUUUGGGAUGCCCUUUCUACAGUGUGGAGUCGUUGAGGCCGUCAAAAUCGUGACCACUGUGCUCUUAUCGUCUAAGGAAACGCUGCAAUCUCUAAUGAUUGAAGGAUUUUUUCAGCCGUCCUUCAUUGCGAUUACCGUUCUGCCGCGUAGCUUUAUCUCUCUGAUCGACGGGGUCCUUUCUCUUAACUGCUUGAGGAAACUUGGGAUCGACUACUUUCUUCUGACCUACGGGCUGCUUAACUCGCUGUCCGCUUCCAAUGCAAAACUUGAAACCCUGAAAAUCGGUGUAACAAUUCUUUAUCCUCUUCCAAAUAUAAUCUCAAAAAGCGCUUGGUUAAACUUGAUGAACGCAUUCCAGAAGUUGAAAAUUGUGUUUAGUUUUGACGGCUUUGUUUCGGAUCCUUCUGUCUCCAUCCCCGCCAUAUUGGAUCCGGUGAUACCUAUCCACAACAUCCGGUUGAUAAUUGGAGACAAUUACGACCACACGAAUGAGUUGAAAAUGGCGGCUGUGCUGCAACAUAUCUCGACGCACUUCAGCCGAAGUCUGGUCAAAUUUGAGAUGGACAUCGACAAUUACGACGACCCAAUUGACGCAGCCUUAGAGACAUUCGUUCAGAAAUGUCGUCGUCUGCUACACCUGAAGGUCUCGGCUCACUUCGCCAGUCCACAUACACAACAGCGAGUGCUAGAACUGAUUCAAGCCAGAAAGCAAAGGCUCGAAGAUUGUAAAUUAUUAAUGAAAUCCAACAAAAGAAGGAAACUCAACACGCCUGAAGGCCCAGGUUCGAGCCCCGCACCGACUGCAAGUUAGGGACGUGAAUGCGAUACUCGUGAACUAUGGGUUCACGAGUUUACUAACACGGUUAGGCUAACGCGGCGAAAACUACAAACUAUGUUUAAAGAAGCAAUCACGUUGUAUACCAUCUUAAAUCACUCACGUAAAUUAAACAUGUAAUGUAAAAAUAUAUCCAUCUUUUUAAUUAGUUGAGCGAAAAUGACAGGAAAUUAAACCAUCAUUCUUUCACAUGGUGAAUCAUCGAAUAUCAUGAUUAUCAAUAA